AUGAUAUCUACCCUAGCUUCCUCCAUGAUCAGUCUAGACCCACCUAUUAAAUAGGGGCAGACACGUUACCACUUUCUCAUCCUGCUCUUCUCCAAGGAGGAGGACCUCAGCCUCUCCCUCAACAUGACAGAGGAGGAAGUGGAGAAGCGUUAUGAGGGGAAGCUCAGUAAGAACAUGUCAGAUUCCCUCUAUGAGAUGGUCAGCAGGGUGAUGAAGGCUCUGGUCAACAGGAAGAUCACCGUGCCAGGAAACUUCCUGGGGUAAACACUCUCACGCACACAUGCCCAGUGUAUAACGUGUUCCUACAAAGCGUGGUCAGGCCUGCUCUACCCUCUGUAGAGGGGUUUCGUCCACAUACACAAGCCCCCCCCCGUGCACCUGCGCUUCCCAGGAGGUGCUGUAUGCCUUGUUAACUUCGCCAGAGGCACCACUACCACCACCACGCGCUCCCUCGACUUUGAGAUCGAAAACCAAGCUGGGCACCCAGUUCACCCUUCAGCAGCAUCGAGAGAGGAGUAUGGGAAGCUUUUUGACUUUGUGACCGCCGAGAAGCUCAGCAUCAAGAACAGAGGGUUCAAAGAGAAAAAGGGUAUGAAGGGUAAAGAUGACAUGUUGGAGGACUCAGACGAGGACCAGCACGAUGCCUACCUGGAGAGGAUGAAAGAGGAGGGCAAGAUCAGAGAGGAGGCCAAUGACAGUGAUGACUCCGAUGGAGAGAGCGAUGAGUCUUUUAACCCUGGAGAGGAGGAUGAUGACAUAACGGAAGAGUAUGACAGUAAGGCGUCAGCCAGUGACAGCAGUGCAGAGGGGGGAGACAGUGACAGAGAGAAGAAGAAGAGACCAGCCAAGAAGGCCAAACUGGUGAAGGAGAGGAAACCACGCAAGAAGAAGCCGAAGGACAGUGGCGCCCCCAAGAGGCCGAUGAGCGCCUAUUUCCUGUGGCUGAACGCCACUCGCGAUAGCAUCAAAGCAGAGCACUCUGGGAUAUCAUCACAGAGAUCUCCAAGAGGGCUGGGGAGAUGUGGAGCAGAAAGAGUCUGUCUGUCCGUCCGUCUGUCCGUCCGUCUGUCUGUCUGUCUGUCAGGAGUGGAAUGGGAAAGUGGAGGAGGCGAAGAAGGACUAUGAGGGAGUACAGGGAGAGUGGAAGAGGAUCCUCUGCCCCCUCCAAAAAAGUGAAGAAAAAGAAGGAAGGGAAGAGUGAUGAGAAGAAUAAGAAGGGGGAAGUCUGGUGGAGGGAGAGAGAGAGGGAGACAGGAAAUUACAGCUUUAAGAGCAGGGAGUUUAUCUCCAGCGAAGAGAGCUCCUCAGAGUCCAGGCAGUGGCACGGGCAAACGCAAGGGUUCAGAUGAACAAGAGGAGGAGGUGGCCUCGACCCCACCCAGUUCUGACUCAGGAUCAGACUGAGGCGUGUCUGAGAGGAGAGAGAGAGAAAGAGAGGGAAGGACAUGGAGAGGGAAAAGAGGGAAAAGUGUGGAGAGGGGUUGUGAACUCUCUACCGCCCUCUGUUCCUCUCUCACGCUAAUUAUAUUACAUUUUAAAGUACAUGAAGCAAGUAUGAAGAUAAAUACCGACGUAUUCAAAAAUAUUCUGUCCAGGAAUUGUAAAACUAUCCCUCUUAUCUUAGGAAGCAAAAUACCGUAUUUAAUUAUUUUAGCCCAGUGCAAAAAUCCCAUAACCUGACCAGUGAUGACUAUAUUUCCCAGCUACACGUGCAUGACAUUGUCUGUCGGUUUAGGCUGUGAACAACUCAGGUAAAACCCCUUGCCUACUGUGAAAUGUAGUUUUCCAGAAUAUUACUAAAUGAAAUAUUAUAAGUAAAUGCUCUUUUUCAUGUCUUGAG
This is a messenger RNA of Oncorhynchus mykiss (rainbow trout), 1840 nucleotides long. NCBI's taxonomy places the organism in Eukaryota, Metazoa, Chordata, Actinopteri, Salmoniformes, Salmonidae. The record is from RefSeq and is a predicted model, not a curated record.